AUGUUGGAAAAGGAGAUAGCUGAAAAGUAUCCUUUGCACUACCACGUUUGGCGAAAUGAUUACUUGAGCCUCGAGGACUUACUGCUGCAGAAGAAGUAUGAUAUAGAGGCAUUGGAUCCGCAUGGCCGGACUCCACUGAUGCUUAGCGUCACGUUGGAUCACCUCGAAUCCACCAGGGUGCUGCUGCGUCAUAAUGCAGACGCUUGUUUUAAACGAAAAGACUACUGGUCGGUCACUCAGGAGGCGAUCAGUACUGGCGACCCGGAAUUGCUGAAGAUCGUGCUCACCCACCGCGAUUCGCACAUGCUGAAGAACCAGGCCAAGAUAAUCUCAGCCCUCCUCGACAAACUCAAGGCCACCCCCGACUUCUACGUGGAGAUCAAGUGGGAGUUCACCAUGCCUCUGGUUUCGAGGAUGUGUCCGAGCGACAUUUGCCGCGUCUGGAAGCAGGGUCCCAACGUGCGCAUUGACGCGAGUCUCAUCGGCUUCAACGGCACUUCUUCGUGGGUUCGCGGGAACAUGUCCUACAUCUUCCGCAUAACAGAUCAGGGCGUUGUGAUGGACGAGGUGAAUCACAGCGACAGGACGAUCUACCGUCACUCGAUCGGCUCCCUCCUGUCCACAUCGGGGUCGGGGGCCGGCGGGGCUGCUGCGGACGCCCUCCUGCACGCCCCCUCUGACGACCUCAUCGCGAGAAAACUCACCCAGCCCACCUUCGUCACCUACCUCGACACCGACAAGAUCGAAUUUGUCAAAAGCAAAAGCGGCAUGUUCGGCUGGGGCUCUGACCGCAGGGAGACCAUCAACGGCCACGACUGUCAGGUCUGCAGCGCGGCCAACGUUCAGAUUGUGACGCUGCGCCGAACAGAGCACCUCACGGAGGAGAACCUUCGGGACAUUCAGGAGUCGCGCGGCACCAGCACCGAGACCUCCUCCGUCAACAACAACAACCCCCUCACAAACCUGCUUGGCGGUCAAAAAUUCGAGAAGUCGCGUCACGUCCAAAUCACAAACGAGGCGGCCAACUACAACCCCAACAACAUCACCAUCGAGGAUUACUUCUCGCACGAUCCCACCACAAAGCCCAAGUGUGAAAUCGGCCGACCCAAGGUGAUGACGGCCAAGUUGAAGACGUACAAAGCCCACCUCUGGCUGUGCGAGGACUAUCCGCUGUCUCUGAAGGACCAGGUUCUGCCAAUCGUGGAGUUGAUGGCCGAAUACAAUCCCUUCUUCCACAAACUGGAGGAAUUUCUCACCAAGAAGCUGCCCCCUGGCUUCCCUAUGCGUGUCGGUAAGUGCAAAUCGGGUGGUCUUAUGGACACUACGGUAAACAGGACAUUAGCUCAAGUAGUUUUCUCUUUAAUGGUGCUAUCAAUACGUCUUUCAGAGAUCCCGCUGUACCACAUUCUCAACGCGUGCGUGACCUUCGGAAACCUCUACGGGGGCGACGCACCGGCCUACGGGGUGGUGUGCAACCGCGCCGCGGCCCCUCCGAGUGCCGCCAACGAGCCCCUGGUCGACCACGCCAAGGUCGAGCCAACCUCCUGCGUGGUUGAGGACUGUGUCUUCGAUGUGGGCCGAGGCUACCACCUCAUUGGUUAG
Mesocestoides corti is the source of this 1602-nucleotide messenger RNA. The record is from the annotation of a GenBank genome assembly. NCBI's taxonomy places the organism in Eukaryota, Metazoa, Platyhelminthes, Cestoda, Cyclophyllidea, Mesocestoididae.